Alternaria burnsii is the source of this 1770-nucleotide messenger RNA. Its product is annotated as carbohydrate esterase family 4 protein. Gene Ontology annotation, molecular function: hydrolase activity, acting on carbon-nitrogen (but not peptide) bonds; chitin binding. The record is from RefSeq and is a predicted model, not a curated record. NCBI's taxonomy places the organism in Eukaryota, Fungi, Ascomycota, Dothideomycetes, Pleosporales, Pleosporaceae. Bases 1 to 1770 code for a protein of 589 amino acids. The transcript has a single exon. Gene Ontology annotation, biological process: carbohydrate metabolic process.
AUGCACUACUCUACCGCUCUUGCUGCCGUUGCAGCUAUUACUCCUUUGGUCAACGCUCAUGGAGCUGCCCUACCCAACAUCAUUGGACUGAACCCCAGGGAUCUCCGCGCUCGGGAUUUGCUUUCUCGCACCGGAGCACGUUUCACUGGAGUCAACGAACUUCUCAAGCCCAAGACCCAGGUCAAGACUGCCGUCGUUGCCCGUCAGGAUGACCGCCAGUGCGGUGCAGGCGUCGGCAACUGUCCCGCUGGCCAGUGCUGCUCAGAGGCUGGCUACUGUGGUACUGAGGACGACUACUGUUACUCUCCCGGAUGCGACUACGCGCACGGUCCUGGCUGCCCUGAGAACGCAACUCCAGGUGGUACCAACACCUCUUCUAUCGCUCGUCCCAAGCUCGGUGACGUCCAGUACGGUGGUGCUGGUAUCUACGGUUGUACCACACCAGGUACGGUUGCCAUUACCUACGACGAUGGCCCACAAAAGGUCUUCACCAGCCACAUUCUCGAUGUCAUGGCUUCGUACAACGCAAAGGCUACUUUCUUCAUCACUGGAAACAACAUCAACAAGGGACAGAUUGACAUCACCCCUGAGUUCAGCGAUGUCCUCAAGCGCAUGGACUCUGAAGGCCACCAGCUUGCUUCCCACACCUGGACUCAUUUGGACUUGAGCGCCAUCUCCCAGCAAGACCGUUACAACCAGAUGAUCAAGAACGAGAUGGCUCUCCGCAACAUUGUCGGCAAGAUCCCCACCUACAUGCGCCCCCCAUACUCCAGCUGCACUGCUGAGUCAGGCUGCGAGAAGGACAUGGCUGAUCUUGGCUAUCACGUCACAUACUUCAACCUUGACACUGAUGACUAUGAACACGACAGUACCACUCUGAUCCAGUACUCCAAGGACGUUUUCCUGGGCAACGUCACCAGUGGCCCCGCUGCCAGCAACCAAUGGCUCGAGAUUGGACAUGACAUCCACGAGCAGACUGCCAUGAACCUUACUGAGUACAUGCUCUCCACCCUUACCCAGCUCGGCUACAAGGCUGUUACCGUUGGUGACUGCCUCGGUGACCCCAAGGAAAACUGGUACCGCACUGCUGGUGGUGCUGGCUCUGCCAACCCUACUACUUCUGCUACUGCCCCCGCUGCCACUGGAACCAAGCAAGUCACCACCGAUGCUACUUGCGGUGGAACCAAGGGAUACACAUGCCUGGGAUCUUCGUUCGGUAACUGCUGCAGUUCUGCCGGUUACUGCGGUACCACCUCAGCCUACUGCGGAACUGGUUGCCAGUCUGGCUUCGGUAACUGCGGAAGCAAUGGCGUCGCUCCUACCACCACCACCAAGGCUACGUCGACGACCAAGGCUGCUACCACUAGUUCCAAGGCCCCUGUCGCCUCUGCUGCAGGCAAGGUUUCCACCGAUGGCUCAUGUGGCGGUGCUUCUGGCUUCACCUGCGCCGGCUCAACCUUCGGGAACUGCUGCUCCCAAUACGGCUGGUGUGGAAGCACCACCGACCACUGCUCUACUGGCUGCAACUCUGCUUUCGGUACGUGCUCUGGCACUGGAGCGUCUGCUACCAAGGCGGCUGCUACCACUACCACCAAGGCUGCUGCUGCUCCAACCAAGAAGGCUUCCACUGACGGAUCUUGUGCCGGAACCUCUGGCUUCACAUGUGCUGGAUCUACUUUCGGAAACUGCUGCUCCCAGUACGGUUGGUGCGGAACCACCACCGGUCACUGCGGUACUGGCUGCCAAUCUGGCUUUGGUACCUGCAACUAA